Molecule: messenger RNA, 1386 nt
Organism: Symbiodinium sp. CCMP2592
Lineage: Eukaryota; Dinophyceae; Suessiales; Symbiodiniaceae
Source: the annotation of a GenBank genome assembly
AUGCCUGUGGACGAUGGUCCAAGGUAUGCGGGGCAAGCCAUGCAAUGGGACAGUGGUUCAGGCUACGAGGGGCAAGCCAUGCCCGUGGACAAUCGCAUCCACAUGUCCAAGUCCGAAGCUGGCACGCUGUUGGUUACUGCGUCCCUGGCAUGUGUGGCUGGUGCUGCUGGGGGCUUGAUUGUGGCUUCCAUGUGGAUCAUGCUUGCCCAGACCUGUGCCAGCACCAUCGUCUACUUCUCACUCUAUGCCAUUCCGACUCUGUUUCUGGUGGCGGGGGUCAUGGCAUUGCUGGCUGGGAGUGUUCGCGGUGGAAUCAUGCUAUGCCUGGUUGGUGGCCUAUCACUAGCCUUCACCCUGAUGUGCUGGGCUCGUUACAUCCCUUUCACCAUUGAAGUUAUCCAGAUGGUUUCCAAAGCCUUCAGUGAGAACUCAGGAAUGGUCGCCAUAUCUGCAGUUGGAGGUUUACUUGGGCCCAUUUGGUUCAUAUUAGUGGUACUGGGCUACGGAGCUUGCCUCCUCAAGCUUUCAGGUGGAUCUGCCGGAGAUGGUUCGGACGAAGGUCAUGGAGGUUUAGGGUACCUCUUCCUCUUCGUGCUGCUGUGGGGCAGUGGCGUGAUCCAGAAUGUUUGCCACGUGGCCUAUUCCGGUGUCUUCAGUCGAUGGUACUUCGAGGAAGGCGAGUCACCUCUUGUGAGCAGCCUCUCUGUGGCCACCGUCACAUCUUUUGGCAGCAUUUGCUUUGGCACCCUGAUCGUUGCUGCCAUCCAGGUUGUAGAAACUGUUGUCCGGAGUGUGAGACGUCAGGCCGCAGAGGAUGGCAACAUGGUUGGUUGUGUGAUAGGCCUCAUCAUGGAGAGCAUCAUUGCAUGCAUUGGAGAUCUCAUGGAGUAUUUCUCUCAGUGGGUCUUCGUGAUGUGUGCCAUACGUGGAGGUUCCUUCUGUGACUCUGCCCGCGGUACCUGUGCCCUGUUUUCUUGCGCAGGGAUGAAGGCCAUCAUUGGAGACCUCUUGAUUGACCGUGUGGAGACCUUGGGAUGGCUGUUGGCCGGGCUGGGCGGCAUGGGCCUCGCUGCUUUUGCCGCAUUCACGAGGGCUUCUGGAGCUGGCAACAUGUCACGUACAGAUGUGAUCGGUCUAUGUGCUGUGCUGGGGCUUCUCAGUGCCCUAAUCUCUGGUCGAGGAGUUAUGGCAGUCCUGAGCAGCGGGACAAAGGCAAUCUUGAUGUGUUGGGCAGAGGAUCCAGAUCGCCUGCAUCAACGUGGCUUCGGGGAUUUGCAUACAGAGCUCAAGUCCAAAGCCCGUGAAUUCAACGGGUUUGUUGAACACAAACCGCAGACGUCGCAGAUGUCACAGACACCGCAGACGCGUAGUUUCUUCCCUUGGUGA